Messenger RNA from Colletotrichum scovillei, 3479 nucleotides. RefSeq names its product glutamate-cysteine ligase. The record is from RefSeq and is a predicted model, not a curated record. Gene Ontology annotation, biological process: glutathione biosynthetic process. Bases 752 to 2896 code for a protein of 714 amino acids. The transcript has 6 exons. Gene Ontology annotation, cellular component: glutamate-cysteine ligase complex. Gene Ontology annotation, molecular function: glutamate-cysteine ligase activity. Lineage: Eukaryota; Fungi; Ascomycota; Sordariomycetes; Glomerellales; Glomerellaceae.
CACCCAAUCCCAUUCUCCUCUUUUCCAAUUUUCGUUGACGUGAUUUGAAGGCACCUGCCUGUGAUUGGAUAAAUAACCGCAAGCUACGGGAAUCUUUGACAACCUACCCAGACGACCCCCCCCGCCGCCUAUCGGGCUGAGCCGCAGUCAAACGCUGCGCCUACAGACCAAAAAUCGACCACCAACAUUUACCAAUUGGACUACAGACGGACGACAAGGGCCUCUCCCAUUCGGCUUGCCGAGACCAAUUGCGCAAUCGCAAGGAAGAGAAAACAAACCAUUGAAGAAAAGACGUUCCCACCCUUUUGACGAAGCGCCGUCAUCCCGCUUCGAACAGUUCCGCCUUGUUUUCCCGCUCGGGACCCUUGCAUUGUGAGCCUGCAGGGAAAGGGAAGGAAGAAAAAAACGACAAUCAGCCUGGUCUGACGUCUUAUCAGAAAAACCCCUCCAUACCGGGCAACGUCUCUGUGUCUCACCACUCGUGGAGCUGUAGAGAGUUGGUGUACAGUAGAUGCUCUCCGACUUGAUUAUACCAAGCACUCUAAUAUCGGACCCUUCUUAUCGCAACUUAUCACCCCAAACAUUUGCGGCCGGCGCGCGGAAUUUCCUACCUUAGUUUUCUCGGGCCGUUUUGUUCUCAUAACUCCGUCAUCGUCCAAAACGCCGAUCACCGGCCAAACCCGGCCGUAGCCGCAGCUCCUCCCAAAACAAACCACCAAGAAAAAGCCGUAGCCAAACAUCACCACAAACCAUGGGUCUCCUAGCACUGGGAACCCCUCUCGACUGGCCAGAGGCCAAGAAGAGUGCGGAUCAGGUCCGCGAGUGGGGUAUCAAGCAACUCCUGGAGAUAUGGAACAAGGCCAAGAGUAAAGAGCGCGAUGCUAUGCUCUGGGGAGAUGAGGUCGAGUACUUGGUCGUAACCUACUCAAAGGAUGAGCCCAAGGUCCGCCUGUCUCUUAGACAAGCCGAGAUUCUCACAGCACUCGCCGAGAGCCCGGAUCUCGCAAAGGAGGGAGGCUGCGUACCAGAGCUGCAGGAAGUCGCCAGGGAACAGUCAUCGGUAACCCUCCCCGUCUUCCACCCGGAAUUCGGCCGCUUCAUGCUCGAAGCCACCCCCGGCAAACCCUGGGGCAUCGGCUUCAAGGAACUCCUCGACGUCGAGCCCGACAUGAAGCUCCGCCGCAAGAUCGCAAAGGACCACAUGCACAGCAACGAGUACCCCAUCACCCUCACAACCUUCCCCCGCAUCGGCUGCCCGGGCGACUUCACGGAACCCUACUACCCUCCCUCGGGCCCCAAGCUCCGCUCCCAGUUCGUGCCCGACGAGAUCGCCAACCCGCACAUCCGCUUCCCCACCCUCGCCGCCAACAUCCGCUGGCGCCGCGGCCGCAAGGUCCAGGUCAACGUCCCCGUCUUCCACGACACCAACACGCCCAACCCCUGGAAGGAUCCCACCGUCAACCGCGACCUCCACAACUGGCCCGAGGACGACGACGUCCGCGACGGCGGCGCCGCCCCGGACAACUUUAUUCACAUGGACGCCAUGGCGUUCGGCAUGGGCAGCUGCUGUCUGCAGAUUACCUUCCAGGCCAAGAACAUCACCGAGGGCCGCAAGAUGUACGACCAGCUGAGCCCGCUGGGGCCCAUCAUGCUCGCCCUGACGGCCGCCACGCCCGUGUAUAAGGGAUUCUUGGCCAACACCGACGUGAGGUGGAAUCAGAUCAGCCGGGCCGUGGACUGCAGAACCCCUGAGGAACUCGGAGAAAAGCCCCUGAAAAACGACCGCUGGCGCAUCCCCAAAUCCCGCUACGCCUCAAACUCAACCUACAUCUCCACAGACCCGCGCCUCCGCCAGGAAUACCUCGACCCGAACCUCGUCAUCGACGAGUCCAUCAAGUCCAAACUCAUGGACGGCGGCAUGGACGACCGCCUCGCCACCCACUUCGCCCACCUCUUCAUCCGCGACCCCAUCGUCGUCUUCGAAGAGGACCUCCAGGAGCUCGACCUCUCCAAGACGGACCACUUCGAGAACCUCCAGUCCACAAACUGGCAGCACAUGCGCUUCAAGCCCCCGCCCGCAGACAACUCCAUCGGCUGGCGCGUCGAGUUCCGCCCCAUGGAGAUCCAGCUCACCGACUUCGAGAACGCCGCCUUCUCGGUGUUCAUGGUCCUCGUCACCCGCGCCAUCCUCUCCUUCGACCUCAACUUUUACAUCCCCAUCACCAAAGUCGACGAGAACAUGGAGCGCGCACACGCCGUCGACGCGGUCCUCAAGGAGAAGUUCUUCUUCCGCAGAAACCCCUUCCCCAGCCGCCAGGUCCGCGUCAACAACUUCACCCAGGGCGACGACGCCGCCACCUCGAGCAGACCGGGCUCCCACCCCGGCUCCGCAGUCCCCAGCCGCCCACCGACCCCCGUCGGCCCCGUCGAAGACGAAUACGCCGAAAUGACAGUCAACGACAUCAUCAACGGCAGCAACCCGGACUCCUCGGACGGCUUCCCGGGCCUGAUCCCCCUCGUGGAAUCCUACCUCGACAGCGUAAACGUCGACGUCCAGACCCGCUGCGAACUCGACACCUACCUCCGCCUCAUCAGCCAGCGCGCCUCGGGCCAGCUCGACACCGCCGCCCGCUGGCUCCGCAACCUCGUCGACGUCCACCCGGGCUACAAGCACGACAGCGCCGUGGGCGAGGACGUGCAAAAGGACAUCAUCGCCGCCGUCGUCGCCAUCGGCGAGCGCGAGACGGCUGGAGCCGGGUUCGCCGGGCUGGAUAUCCACGGCCUGCCGAAGCUGCUCGGCAACUUCCGCCGGGGCUGCGGCGGCGGCGGUAGCGGUGAACAGCAGCAGCAGCCGGAGGUCUCCGCGAGGAAGAGGAAGGCUUCUGAACAGGCUUAGAUGCGGCAUCCACGUACGUAGGUCGGUAAGGUACGUAGGGUGGUUGAAUCACUAGUACUACGGAGACAUGGAAACGCUGUCACGACCGAGGCAUCGGGUUCAAAAAAGCAAAGAAUAGGAAGGCGACAUCCCGAAGGCCAGGGGGUGAAGGAAGUGAAUAGGAGGGAGCAGAGUAGGGUCUCGAUGUCAUCAGCCACAUGCAAGCUCGCAUUCGGCGGCGCCUUGGAUAGGAUUUUCGUGCACGUAAUGAACUCAUAGACUCAAAAAGCAUAUAUUAAGACAGCAAUGGCAAGUUCCAUCAUGACGUAUCUUGUAUGCGAAGGGGAUUGAGAGAGCGUGAGAGAUGUCGGCCGUAGGCGUGAACCAUGGACCAACAACGAUGCCAGCGUGGGAGUAACUGAUUAAGCCAAAUGCGUAGUCGGUUGCGAACAUGUCUCAUUCUGAUCCUGCGUCGUCGAUCCAAGAUCCAAGACCAAGUGAAAUUUGAGGUGGUCCACGAUCUUGGAUCGAGUGACAGACCACAGGUCCCAGCCCAAUGUAGGUGCAUCAUCAGGCUGCUCGGCUUCCCUAGCCUGACUGAAGG